AUGACAUUACUCGACGUGUCGGCGGAAGCCGUACACGCAGCAACCCCUACGAGUGCGCAGGCAGACGCCGAGGCCGUUCUGCAAAAAGGUUGCGGCGAGUACGGAUGCUCACACUACCGGAGAAGAUGCAAGAUCAAGGCUCCGUGUUGUAAUGAGGUGUUUGACUGCCGGCACUGCCACAACGAUGCCAAGAGUUAUUCAGAGGACAAAAGUCGACAUGAGAUCGCUCGGCACAAUAUCGAGCGGGUAGUUUGUUCCUUGUGUUCGACUGAGCAAAAGGUGCAACAAGUAUGCGAGGCGUGCGGCGUGUGCAUGGGACGGUAUUUCUGCUUCAAAUGCAAGUUCUAUGAUGACGAGGUUGCAAAGAAGCAUUUUCACUGUGAUGAGUGCGGUAUCUGCAGAGUUGGUGGCAAGGACAAGUUUUUCCACUGCGACAAGUGCGGCUGCUGCUAUGCCACGUCGUUAAGAGAGGACCACCGCUGUGUGGAGAAAUCCAUGCAUCACAACUGCCCCGUGUGCUUCGAGUUUCUUUUUGAGUCGCUUCGGGAGACGUCGGUGCUGAGGGAGUGUGGGCAUACAAUCCAUACAGAGUGCCUGGACGAGCUGAGGAAACACAACAGGUAUGCGUGCCCCAUCUGCUGCAAGACCAUGUUUGACAUGUCUCGAGUGUGGGCGCAGCUGGACCAGGAGGUUGCUGCAACACCCAUGCCAGAAGCAUAUCAAAACCAGAUGACACCCAUCCUGUGCAACGACUGUGGAGGCAGCGGUUCUGUGCCAUUCCAUGUGGUGGGGCACAAGUGCCCGCACUUUCCUGCAGCCAUGUGGGAGGAAGGCGUGGUGCUCCACGGCGGGCGAAAGCGAUGGCGCCACGGCAGAGCUCGCGAGGACGGUGUGCCGCAGUACAUUCACGAUCGCCUUAUGUUACUGUGUUACGAAAACGACCCGCUUCACCUCACCCCCGCCAUAGACAACCACAGGUACAUCGGGGUGAUGACGGAAGCAGCGCGCAUAUUCGCUCACAACUACUCAGCCGACGUGCUUCUGCUCAACUUCGGCCCGCCUCUUCCUGACGCUGAGCUCUACUCGCUCUUCAACAAGAACGUGUGCGAGCUGGGAGCGCCGUGGGACUGGCCUCGUGGGCCCAUGGUGUGCCCUCUUGAUAUCAUCUUUCGAGCCUGCUCCACCAUGCACACCUGGCUAACAGCAGACGAUGACCACGUGGCAGUGCUGCACACGCGCAGCCCAAGCAACGUCGGGGGAGCAUGCUUCCUCCGCUUUGUUGCUGCAUGCUACCUCUCCUACAGAGUUUCCCAGUGCGUGGCAGGCCCUUGCUUCCCUCCCCCAACCCCUCGGCCAACCAGAACUCGCCACAGGGGCAGCAUGGGGCAGCAACGAUACUGCACCUACGUGGAUGAGUUUGUGAAGGCAGGGAGAGGGGAUGAGGUGGGUGCUGUGCGGUGCUGCAAGGUGGUGUGCAGUGGUGUGCGGUGCUGUGUGGCUGUGUGUGGGUGCCGCACUGACAAAGGAAAGGCAGCAUGGGACAGCAGCGCUACUGCAACUAGCUACUGCAGCUGUGUGGACAAGGUUGUGAAGGCAGGGCGAGGGGACGAGGUGGGUGCAGUGCGUGCAGUCUUCUUUCCCUGCCCCCUCCUCUCCCCUUUUGUCCUCCCGUUCCUUUCCAAACUUCCCCUCCCCCCGUCGUCUUCCCCUGCAGCCCACUCAACAGCCACUAUCCCAUCCCCACCUCCCAUCCCCACCUCCCAUCCCCACCUCCCAUCCCCACCUCCCAUCCCCACCUCCCUGCCACCUCUCUUUGUGUUGCCCCCCUCCUGCCAGCCAUCACUCGCCUCCCUGCCGCCCGCCGCCCCGAUUCUUCGAAAGCUCAUUCUCAGCGCAUGCCCAUCCAUCGAUGGGGCUGGCGUUUUUCGGCCGUAUCUUAAGGUGUUUCGGAGGGGAGCAGAAGUGAGCAGCACUGUCUUGCCUGGAGAGGCAACAGCACCUAAGCUGUUUCUCUCUCAACCCGCAUCGCCUCACCACUCACUACACCCAGGCAACAGCGGCAGGGACGAGAGCGAGCCGGUGUUUGUCUUUGCCUUCCACUCGGCAUUCCUACGCAUCGGCCUCACCAGAAUAACCCUCCACGAGCUCGACUGUGCCUACGGGGGAGACAUCCAAGUGCCGGCAGAUUUUUUCAUCGAUGUGCUCAUAGAGAUGCCGCGGCCACGUGGCGGCACGCCAUUGGCCGACGGUCACUCCGAUGCUGCGCCAGCUGGCAUGAUGCUGACGUGGCAGCAGCUGCUGGCGGCGUACCGCGACGACUUUGUGGAAGCUUCCAGGAAGCAGCGGAUGGCCCACGGGAGGGAAGAGACGAGGCUUGGAAGAGCUGAGGCAGAGAGGAGCGAGCGGGACCGGAAGGGAGAGGGACCGGGAGGGUUUAGGAGGGACCGGGAGGGAGAGAAAGGAGUGAACGGGAGGGGCAGCAGCACGUUCACCUUGGAUCAGCAGGAGCGUUUUCAACUGGCAAUUUCUCAAAGUGCUCUUGCAACGCCAGCAGUAGAUGGGAGGGGCGGGUUGCCUCAGUUGCAAGAGCUAGAGAGGGACCGGAGGGAUGGAGUGGGGGAUGAGAGGAGGAGUCUGGCUCGCAGUUUAGUGACUGAGGUGCUAUCACACCCGCUCCUGCGCCACACAGGACAGGCAAGCCACCCGGGCAUGCUGUCUGUGCCGCCCGCCAUCAUGCUUACUCAAUUCCGCAUGCCCGAGAAUCAAAUCCGAGAUCUGAUCCUCGCAGGAGAUCCCAAGCACGUGCUCCCACCUGACCGCCUGGGCCUGCUGCUUCAGGUGAUUCCAACAGAGGAGGAGGCGGUGAGGUUCAGGGCAGUCUCAGGUGCUGCUUCAGGUGCCAUGUGUGCACCUGAGCGUUUCCUCUGGUCCAUAUCGCUGAUUCCGAGAAUGCGGAGGAAAAUCGAGGCGCUUAUGUUUGUGCGGCAUUUUCACACCAUAGUGAACGACGCCCGGGCAGUCAUAAAAGUUUUUUGUUCUGCUGCCCGAGCGAUUCACAGCAGCAAGAUUCUCCGGGCAGCGCUAGCAGCGGCGCUUGAAGUGGGGAACGAGCUCAACCGAGGCAGUGCAAGGGGUUCGGCUCGCGGGUUCUCUCUAGAAUCCCUCACCCGCCUCUCAGAAGUGCGGGUCACUCCCCCCUCCCACCGUGCCAAGGGCCUCGACACACUGUUCACCGCCUCCCAGCUGACUUCUGAGGCAACGCUUCGCCAGCUGGCACGAUACCUCGGGGAGUCCAAACCCCAACCCUCAACAUCGGAUGCACUGUUGGCGUCCUUGUGGUCGUUUGCCACACUCUUUGAUCGAGCACAGGCGGCACUGAACAUAGACAUUGAAUCGGGUGCAGACACUCCCACAUCUCCUCAUGCCUCCCUCCCCGUUUCCACGUCGCCUGGAAAGUCGCUUCCCCUCUUCUGCUGCGCGCCUCCGCUCGCAAAGAACGCGUUUUCCGCAAGUGGCAGCGCGGAUGGCGAAAAUUCAGGAGAGUUCACCGCGGUUUACCCUUCCGAUUUGCGCAUCGCCAACCCUAAGGAAGUAACCAGCACUGCGGACGAAAUAGAAAAGCUUCGCAAGGACGAGAAGGAUCGCCAGAGGCGUCGUCGCCGGACCUGCUGCUGCCGCGUCGCAUGCUGGUCGCUCAUCGUCCUCGCGGUCGUUAUCGUCGGUCUAGGCGUCGCAGGGCUCGUCGCAUACCUGACAGUCUCGAAGCAACAGCCGGAGGUGAAGGUCGAGCAAAUAAACAUCAUCCGCGUCGGCAUCACAAAAUCCGGCGGCGGCUUGCUGGGCCUCGAAAACUUCCGCCUGGGCCUAUCCGCGUUAAUAAACGUCACCGCGCUCGUGUAUAACCCCAACAACUGGGACGUGGAAGCGGAAAACAUCAGCAUCGACGUGAAAUUCUUCGACAUGCAUGUUGCGAAUGUGACCCUGCCAGGCGUUGUGGGCAUGAGCAAGGGCGGCAGCGCGGAGUUGACUGUCCCCCUCGAUAUUUUCGACGCGCCCCUGGCGACGCUGAGUCCCGCGAGCCUGCUGACGACGCCGCUGCUGCAUGGGCGCGCGGAAAUGCGGGUGGUGGUUGGCACUGCAGCGCGCGUGAAAUACUGGGGUAUCUCGUCGCCGCGCGUUAUGGUGCAUGUGGAAUGCACGAUGCAGCUGGACACGUUUUCCGCUAAGAAGUACAACGAGCAGUGUACACCCAGCAUCUCAUUGUGA
Messenger RNA from Closterium sp. Yama58-4, 4266 nucleotides. NCBI's taxonomy places the organism in Eukaryota, Viridiplantae, Streptophyta, Zygnematophyceae, Desmidiales, Closteriaceae. The record is from the annotation of a GenBank genome assembly.